Lactuca sativa (garden lettuce) is the source of this 1536-nucleotide messenger RNA. It is a transcript of the gene SYP112, whose product is annotated as syntaxin of plants 112. The record is from RefSeq and is a predicted model, not a curated record. Gene Ontology annotation, cellular component: plasma membrane; SNARE complex; endomembrane system. Gene Ontology annotation, biological process: intracellular protein transport; vesicle fusion; exocytosis. Gene Ontology annotation, molecular function: SNARE binding; SNAP receptor activity. NCBI's taxonomy places the organism in Eukaryota, Viridiplantae, Streptophyta, Magnoliopsida, Asterales, Asteraceae.
UAUUGCAUCUAAAAAUACAUUUAAGGCAUAAAUUCACAUUUAAUACCAUAAGAUUUUUAAAUCUAUUGUUAGAUAUCAAAUUCGAGCAUUGGAUUUGGAAAUAUGACAUUAUAACCCCCCUUCAUCUUCCCAAAUAUUAAUAACCGACUUCCCGUUCCCCCGCCACAUUAAAUUCAACGGCUACACACCUGCAAAUUCAAAUCUCAAAAACCAUCGCCAAGUGCUACACAAACUCAAACAAACACACACCCAAUUCCAUUUCCAAUUCUUCAAGGUUCCUUGUCAUUUAAUUUCUCAUUGAUUGCUUCAACUUCCGUUUCUUCACAUUCCGAUUCUCUCCUCCAUCGCCACUUCAAGUCUCUUCGUUGAGUCGUUUCACGAACAAGCCUUCAACAAUUCCCAGAAAUCAAUCUCUGAUUUCUGUUAAUACUCGCACAAGGUGUGUUUCUCAAAUCGACGAAGAAGAUGAAUGAUCUGAUGACGAAAUCGUUCAUAAGUUAUGUAGAUUUGAAGAAACAAGCCAAGAUCGACAUCAAUUCAGAACAAACGGAUCUCGAAAAAGGUACGCAAGAACCCAACAUCACUCCCUCCGAUGAAGCAUACCUUUCUAAAUUCUUCCAAGAAGUAGACGCAAUCAAAUCCAACAUGGAAGAAAUCACGAAUCUUCUCUUCGAUCUUCAAACUCUAAACGAAGAGACGAAAUCCACUCACAGUCGCAAAGUCCUCCGCGGAUUACGAGACAGAAUGGAAUCCGACAUGGUUUCUGUUCUUCGAAAAGCAAAUGCUGUCAAAACUCAUCUCGAAUCUCUCGACAAUUCCAACGAACUGAACAGAAAAUCUUCAUACAAAGAAAACAGCGCUGUGGAUCGAACUUGGGUUUCUGUAACAAACGGGUUACGAUCAAAACUCAAAGAACUGAUGAACGAUUUCCAAGCUUUGAGAGACAAGAUCGUUUCAGAUCAUAAAGAGUAUCUCAAGAAACGAUACUACAACGAAACUGGAGAAUACCCAAGUGAUGGAAUGAUGGAAACGAUGGUUUCUGGAAAUGGGAAAGUGUUUGAAGGAAAGAAGGAUUUGGUUAUGGAGAAUAAAGAGAGACAUGAAGCUGUGAUGGAUAUAAAGAGGAGUUUGAAUAGACUUCAUCAAGUUUUUCUUGAUAUGGCAAUUUUGGUGGAUGAACAAGGGGAGAAUUUGAAUGACAUUGAAGGGAAUGUAGCAAAAGCUGGAAGCUUUGUUAAUGGUGGAACAGAUAGCUUGUUUUAUGCGAAGCAGAUGAAGGAUAAACAUAACAAGAACUGGGUUUGCUUCAUUUGGUUUAUGGUGAUAAUUAUAUGUUUGGUUUGUGGCAUUGCUAUGUUAUCUUCUUUUUGAUAACGUGUUCAUGAAUCUUUAGGGUUCCUAAUGCUAUGUUAGGAUAUGAUUUGUUCUUUUGAUUUUUUGAGUUUUCUUAGCUCAAGAUUUAGACCUUAGGGUAUGAAUCUUUGUGAUAACGAAAAAGAUUUGACUUUAAUCGAAGUUCUUGAAUGAAUGUUUACU